AUGGCGAGGAACUCGUCGGUAAACCGCUCGCAGUCUGGCCUCGGCGACGAGGAAACAGCUGUGUACCGACCGACCCGGCUGGCCAUCUGGUCCGAAGAGCUCGGGGCGCGCAAGCGGGCGGGUGCGGAGAUGAGAUCGAAGAAUGAGCUGGACCUCCAAGUCGGACCCAAAUGCCUGGACGACUACCGCCGGCAGCUGGUGAACAUCUCUGGAAGUCUGGCUGGAUCCUGGAGAUACCGGAUCGACCCGGAAUGCACCGGGCGCCAGUCCUUUAUGCAGUUCGUCAUGGCGAUCGAGCGGACGGGAGGGUACUCUGGCAGCGUCAAGCAGCUCUGGGAGGAGAUCUCGGGGGACAAGGACGAGUUCACCUUCCAGGAUUUGGAUCCGGAAGGUUUCGAGAUUCUGCAGGCAUUUGGGGCUUCCCUGCUCAACAGCUACGACACCUUCGGAGACUUCUGGAAGAGCUUGCAGAAGUUCAAGGAUGAGCAGCUGGAUGAGGAGACAUUCAUCGCACGGAGUGUGGACAGCGGCAUCGAGGGCCUGUCAAAGCGGGAGCUGAAGAGGAUAUUCAAGAUGUUCCUGCCAGAGCCCAGCACGGGCCGGACCAAGUUGAUCCAGAGCGACCUCGAGGUCAUCAAGAUCGCGCUGUCCGCAGAGCAAAAGUCUGCUCUCAGGCACAGCACGACCCAGAAGAGCCUCGAGCUUGAAACCCCACGGACCCCGAUGCGGCCGUCGUCGCCGUCGCCUGGCUUGGCCCCGCCAUCGUCGCCGAAGUCGCCCUCGCGGUCCCCGUCGCACUCUCGCGUGAGGUCCUCACCGGAGCUUCCCGUCAUAUCCGUCGAGGAGUUCCGGCGGCUACUGAAGCGCCUCUACGGCAGCGUCCACGCUGGUUGGGUGAAGUACCUGGACGUGACCGAGGCUGGGCGGGUGCCCAAGGGCGAAUUCGUCAACCGCGCGCGGGCGAUCGGAGUCACGGGACAUGUGGCAGAGCUGUUCGCCGCCUUCGAUGUAGACAACAAGGGCUUUAUUACCCUCAAGGACCUUGACCCCCAGGUGUCCAAGGUGAUGAAGAACUUCUUCAGAUGCGUGGAGGACACCUAUGGCUCCAUUGAAGAAGCCUGGCCGAAAGCCUUCGACGUCUCCAAGAGAAGAGUCGUGGGCAAAACGGAGUUUGCCAAGGGCUGCGAGGCGAUUGGCUACGAAGGUGACCCCAUGAAGCUCUUCGCGCUGCUCCAACCCGAGACGGGCCGCACGUUCCUAGAGCUCGCGGACUUGGGUCGUCAUGCAGCGGAGUCGGUCAAGGCCCACGAGGACAAGUAG
Molecule: messenger RNA, 1320 nt
Organism: Symbiodinium natans
Lineage: Eukaryota; Dinophyceae; Suessiales; Symbiodiniaceae
Source: the annotation of a GenBank genome assembly